Cyprinodon variegatus (sheepshead minnow) is the source of this 4557-nucleotide messenger RNA. RefSeq names its product diacylglycerol kinase, zeta (gene dgkz). The record is from RefSeq and is a predicted model, not a curated record. Gene Ontology annotation, molecular function: protein binding; ATP-dependent diacylglycerol kinase activity. Lineage: Eukaryota; Metazoa; Chordata; Actinopteri; Cyprinodontiformes; Cyprinodontidae. The transcript has 33 exons. Gene Ontology annotation, biological process: lipid phosphorylation; regulation of synaptic transmission, glutamatergic; diacylglycerol metabolic process. Gene Ontology annotation, cellular component: nucleus. The coding region runs from base 16 to 3774 and encodes 1252 amino acids.
GCCUCUCCGUCCAUCAUGGACACGUUUUUCCGUCGCCACUUCAGGAGGAAGGAUGCGGCCCUGCAGGUGGACGCCGAAGCCGCCGCCUGCCGCCAGCGGAGGCCCAGCGUGGCCGUCCCCACCAGUAAGGCCCGGCGCAGGUCCAGCGUGGGCCUUCCGUCCUCGGCCUUGACGCAGCGCCGCCGCUCCACUAUCCAACAGCCGGUUCUGUCAGGCGCAGGGGGGGGCCGCCUGUCAGAGAUUCCUAAACAUGGAAGAAAGGGGCACACCCGCCGACGCUCCAGUACCACCACGCCCAGCAUGAACCCGAGGUUCGCCGUGAGCCGGAAGAAAGUAGGGAAGCUGCGGACCAUUGACGCCCACCUGCUGGGGCCGUCCAUGCUGCUGGCCAGCCUCAUCCAGAUGGCUGAGGAGGAGGAGGAGGGGGAGGAAGGGCUUCCAGCAGGUGAGCAGCAGGUGGAGGUGAGGGGCGGAGUCAGCAGCGGACGGACGCUUUCCCGCUCCAGCAGCCUCCAAUCAGACAGCAGCAGCUGCUCGAGUCGCAGCCAGUCAGAAAGCAGCCUGCUGUCUGAGGAAGAGGAGGAUGAAGCCCCCUCCCUCUCUACCUCCACCCUGGAGAUGACGAGGAAGUCCCCUGAUAUGCCGGCUCCUUCGCGGCCCUUGAUCCGGGCCCCACGUUGCCUGCGCAGGAACUCCUCUCAGGUGUUCGCCGGAGACUCCUCCCCCUUCGCCUGUUACCGCGGCGCCCACCAGGGCAAGAGGAGGAGGAUCUCCACCUUCUCCAAGGCCGGGAGCCCCUGGCCUGGCAGGGGCCAUCAGCUGCCCAACCGCAAGAGCUCCGUCUACUACCUCAACCAUCCAGCCUUCUGCAGGGGCCCCGGGCCCCUCAGCCCCUUAGGGCCCCAUGGCUACGACUCCCACUUGGAAAAUCUGAGUGCCUUCCUGCUGAAAGCCAUCGCCAAGUCGGGCCUGCCGCACAGCACGUCUCAGCCCAACGCGUCCGGACAGACGGACUCUCUGCAGCCCAGCAGCACCGUGGACUGGAGCGAGAACGCCCAGUAUGGAGAACACAUCUGGUUUGAGGCCAGUGUUUCUGGAGACUUCUGUUAUGUUGGGGAGCAGUUCUGUGUGGCCAAGUCUCUGCAAAAGUCUGUACCAAGGAAGAAAUGUGCUGGAUGUAAGAUAUCUGUGCACGUCAUGUGCAUGGAGCAGCUGGAGAAGAUUAGCUUCAGGUGCAAACCGUCUUUCAGGGAACCGGCAUGCAGAGCCGCCAGAGAGGCCAACGUGGUUCGGCAUCAUUGGGUCCAUAGGAGGCGGCAGACCGGGAAGUGUCGGCAGUGUGGGAAGGGCUUCCAGCAGAAGUUUACAUUUCACAGCAAGGAGAUUGUAGCCAUCAGCUGCUCCUGGUGCAAACAGGCGUAUCACAACAAGGUGUCGUGCUUCAUGCUGCAGCAGAUUGAGGAGUGCUGCUCUCUGGGAGCUCACGCCGCCGUCAUCAUCCCUCCUACAUGGAUCAUCAGAGUCCGCAAGCCGCAGACGUCUCUAAAAUCCAGUAAAAAGAAGAAGCGGACGUCACUAAAGAGCAACAAGUCGACCAAGAAGGGAGCAGAGUGCCAAGAUGGCCGCUGGAAGCCCUUCCUGGUUAAGCCCCUCCCCUCCCAGCUCAUGAAGCCCCUGCUGGUGUUUGUUAAUCCAAAGAGCGGCGGGAAUCAGGGUGCAAAGAUCAUCCAGUCGUUCAUGUGGUACCUGAACCCUCGGCAGGUGUUUGACCUGACCAAAGGUGGACCCAGGGAGGGGCUGGAGCUGUACUCCAAAGUUCCCAACCUGAGGAUCCUGGCCUGUGGUGGCGACGGCACCGUGGGGUGGAUCCUGUCCGUGUUGGACCAGCUGAAGCUCCGCCCCCAGCCUCCGGUCGCCAUCCUUCCUCUGGGGACGGGCAACGACCUGGCCAGGACUCUGAACUGGGGAGGGGGCUACACGGACGAACCCAUCACUAAGAUCCUGUCCCACGUUGAGGACGGGAACGUCGUCCAGCUGGAUCGAUGGAACCUGAACGUGGAGGCCAACCCGGAGGCUCAACCCGAGGAGAGAGACGAGCAGCAGACCGACAAGCUUCCGAUUGACGUCUUCAACAACUACUUCAGCCUGGGCUUCGACGCCCACGUCACACUGGGCUUCCAUGAAUCCAGAGAGGCCAACCCUGAGAAAUUCAACAGCCGCUUCAGGAAUAAGAUGUUCUAUGCCGGGACGGCCUUUUCGGACUUCCUGAGCGGCAGCUCCAAAGACCUCGCCAAACACAUCAGAGUGGUGUGUGACGGAACCGAUCUGACAGCCAAAGUCCAGGACAUGAAGCUGCAGUGCCUCCUCUUCCUCAACAUUCCCAGGUACUGUGCCGGUACCACACCAUGGGGGAACCCCAGCGACAGUCAGGACUUCGAACCUCAGCGUCACGACGACGGCUGCAUCGAGGUCAUCGGCUUCACCAUGACUUCUCUGGCGACCGUGCAGGUCGGGGGUCACGGCGAGCGUCUGCACCAGUGUAAAGAGGUCACCCUCACCACCUUCAAGUCCAUCCCCAUGCAGGUGGACGGAGAGCCUUGCAAGCUGGCUCCAUCCAUCAUCCGCAUCAACCUGCGGAACCAGGCCAACAUGGUCCAGAAGGCCAAGAGGAGGAUCUCCAUGCCGCAUCUGAAUGACCAGCAGCCAGUUCCUGAGAAGCUACAGAUCAGGGUGAACCGGAUCAGCAUGGCGGCGUACGAGGCUCUGCACUACGACAAGGACCUGCUGAAGGAGGCCUCGACGCCUCUGGGAGUCAUCGUCGUCCCCGGAGACAGCGACCUGGAGAUGUGCCGGCUGCACAUCGAGCGUAUCCAGGACAACCAGGACCAGGAAGUAGAGCAGGAUGGAGACGAGAUGAAAGGAGAGAGCCUGUCCUCCCAGAAGCUCUCCAUGAACUGGUGUUUCUUGGACUGUACCACUGCAGAUCGUUUCUACCGGAUCGACCGAGCUCAGGAGCAUCUGAACUACGUGACGGAGAUCUCCCAGGAGGAGCUCUACAUCCUGGACCCGGAGCUGGUGGAGAAGGAGACAGUCGGCACCUCCCCCAGUUUACCAGACCAGUUCUCCUUCCCCUGCUCCCCCUCCUCACCCACCUCACCCGGGGCGAGGGACGGGCAGAGGAAGAGGAUCUCCAGCGACAGUUCUGUGUCAGAGGUUCUGACCCAAACCUCGCCCAGGACCCUUCUGCAAAGAAGAGGAGCAAAGAUAAUCAGUGUCGAUCGCUCCGCUCACACCACGGCUGAUCUCAGACCAGCUGUUAGAACGUCCACUUCUACCUCACAGGACCCUGAAAAAGAUGCAGAGCUGAUCAGCUGCGUCAAAGACGAGAACCUGAACAGGCUGACGGAGCUCCACCAGCAGGGGGCAGACCUGGAGCUGCAGGACGCAGACGGCUGCACACUGCUGCAUCACGCCGUCCAGGCCGGCAGCAAAGACAUCGUCAAGUACCUCAUUGAGAACGUUCCCACCUCCCACCUGGACGUCACAGAGACGGAGACAGGAGAGACGGCCCUCCAUAGAGCCGCCACCCUCUGUCAGAGGAGCAUCUGUCACUUCCUGGUGGAGGCGGGGGCUUCGCUAAUGAAGACAGACCUGCAGGGCGACACACCCAAACACCGCGCCUCCAAGGCCAACGACCAAGAACUGGCCAACUACCUGGAGAACUGUCAACAUUACCAGAUGAUCCAGAGGGAGGACCAGGAGACGGCAGUGUGACCUGAACCCGGACGCCUUUCUCCUCCAAGUCCUGUUGGGUUUUGUGGUUCUUGUUCUCCACAGAGCUGAGUCUGUCGGAAUGUAAACGGAUAAAAUCCCCUCGGCUGUCGGCGGAGGCCGAUGGAUUAUUCUUUGUUUUGUUUGUGCUUUAACUGAGGAGAGACGAGGCGUCUUGAUGAAUCCAGUUUCUAACUGCCUGAAGAAAUCUCAGUUCUACGGCCGAACUGAGCAAAACAAAUGGCUUGAGGGCACUAAAAGAAAUUCAAACUAGUUUUUAUUUUUCAGCCUGAAGGACACAAAGAGCGACGCAGCUGCGGAUCACCAACAGUGACAGCAUUCAUGUUUCUGCAGCUUUCAUACUAAUAAAGCAAAAUGUGUCUUCUGUUUAGCUUCUAGUGACCUUUUGGAUGUUCACUGCAGACAAAUAAAUGUUUGGAUAUAUUUAAUGUAGACAGGGAUAAAUUGAAAUAUUUAUGAUCAGAUUGUAGAGAUAAACUCACUUUGCCUGUAAUCUGAGUUCUCGAUGUUUUACUCGUCUGUUACAGAGGUUUUAAAGCCAGCGGCUGCAGGGCGCUUUCGUUUUGAUGUGUGGACUGUAAAUACCCGCAAAGCUCGGUAGUUUGUCAAAGAGAAGCCGAAGCCAGAUUCUGCCAAAGCAGCCGAGCCUGUAUGAUUAUAACGCGCUUCUUUACCAAUCAGGAGAUUCAUAUCACUGUAUUAUAUUCAUGUAAGGAUUGUUUGGUUUCAUCAUUUCUGAGUGACCUGCAAUAAAGCAUGUCGACA